This is a messenger RNA of Plutella xylostella (diamondback moth), 5006 nucleotides long. The record is from RefSeq and is a predicted model, not a curated record. Lineage: Eukaryota; Metazoa; Arthropoda; Insecta; Lepidoptera; Plutellidae.
AUUAAGGCUUGAACAGUGUUCAAAUCGGUCAACUAGGGCUAGUUUAAAUUAAAUUGUUGGAAGAACUGUUGCUCCUAUGCAUUUGAAAAAAAUAUAUAUUGUGGUUUGAAGCCUACUGUAUCGAUUGAUAAAACCAAAAAAGAUAAUAGCUAUACCAAUUCCCCGAAAAAAAAUUACAAUCGUACCACAGAUUUAGAUAUAAAUUACAAAUUCUCUCCAAAACGGCUAAUGCGAUUUAUUUUAAUCUUACACGUAUUAUUAGGUAAAGUUUAUAUUAUUGAUUCUAUAAAAAAAAAUAUGUAUUAACUCGUUUCCUGGGCAUGGAAAGUAAUAAAAGGUACAUAAACUCAAGCGCAAUGGGCUUCCCCCCGCAAUUUCACACCCGCGAGCCCUGCCUGCGGCCUGUCCUCAGUCCACCUCAACGCUUUGCGACGGAAGGACUGCGCUUGUGUUUCGGAGCCAAUAAUAAUUAAAUAUUUGCGUAUUUUCGUUUUUACCCGCGGAUUUUUUGCGAAAUGCCAAAAUAUAAAAAAAGUGUCAAGUGAGGCGAGGACAAGAACUUCGGAAAUUAUUGAAUGAAAGGAAGAGCGGAAACAAGCCUGAUGAACCUAUGGCAGAUCAACUAAAAUCGCAAGAGGAAGGUAGUCAUGCCGUUGGUGAACAUUUACCUGCAAAAAUAUCACAACCACAAGCAGAUAUUUCUGCUUCACUCUCAGAGGCACAUUCCAGUAUGGAAGUCGACGAAAACGAGCCACAUUUAUUUGAAGUUUUACCGGAAAACAAGAUUCCAGACCAAGAACCAAGAAAAAUUUCGACUGGAAGACGAAUUGUUGAAAUUGAUUAUUUUUUCAAUAAACUCAAAGAAAUAGGCAGUCACGGUCCUUUGGGUUGCGGUAUUCAAGCUCUAGAGCUUGUAGGAGAGAAGGAAUGUGGAUUUAAUUCUAAAUUCACAUUCAAAUGCAAUAUGUGCAACCUUAAAUUUUUUGUAAAUAAUGUUUCAGGCGAUUGUGACAUUAACAAUGCUGCUGUUGCGGGUACUGUCGCUAUUGGUUGUGGACAUUCGCAGCUGGUAGAACUGUCGUCAGCUUUAGAUCUGCCGCUAAUGACCCAAAACACGUACCAGAAACACCAUAACGUGGUGUCGGAACAAUAGCAAAAGGCACUUGAAACCUCAAUGGCAGAAGCUGGUAAAGAGGAAAAAGCAAUGGCAAUUAAAGCAGGCAGAAUAAAUAAAGAUGGAAUACCUAUCAUUGACGUAGUGACGGAUGGAUGCUGGAGUAAGCGAUCCUACAAAAAGAACUAUUCUGCACUAUCGGGUGCUGCUGCCAUAAUAGGCAAGAAUACGGGCAAAAUUUUAUUCCUUGGAGUAAAAAAUAAAUAUUGCAGCAUAUGCAUGCUAGAUCAAAAGCGAUCAAAUGCAACAAAGAGGCUUCAUCAAUGUUAUAAAAACUAUAGUGGUCCAUCAACUGCAAUGGAGUCAUCUAUUAUUGUGGAGGGCUUUAAGUCAUCCAUAGAAAUGCACGGACUAAUUUAUGGCCGUGUUAUUUCUGAUGGUGACUCUAGCACAUAUUCAAAAAUUUUAGAAGCUAGGCCCUAUCCCAGCGACACAGUGGAGAAAGUAGAGUGUCGCAAUCACCUUCUUAGAAAUUUUUGUAACAAAUUGAUGGCCUUGAUUACAGAAACUAAAUAUCCGAUACGGUACCGAAAGUACAUAACAAAGCAAAGGGUUAUGUGGAUGAGGUCUGCUGUUAUUAACCUUUCCUAUGCCGAACAGCCGCGCACACAUGUAACCGCCGUCUGCCGGCGCUUUUUGGCAGUAGAGAGCGCCCGCGCGGGAAUCACAUUUAUAUGAAUAUUUGGGUAUUAUUGUUUGGUACUCAAUAAUGUAUCGAUUGUAAUUUAUUGUCAGAUAGCUAAUGAACAUGUUACAAUGAAUUUUAUUGGUUAUAAUAGUUUUAUUUGAUUUCUAUAGGUCAUUGAUUACAGAUUUUUACUUGAAACUGCACCCAUCACAGUAAAAUACCUCUAUUUCAAUAUAAUUUUAGUUUCAAUCCAGGUUUUUUUAUACUUAUUACUUGAAGAGAUUAUAUAGCUAUCAACUGAUAUCAAUAAAGUAUAAACUCUAGAGGAAAUAGAUUCAUAAUUUAUAUUUUGAAAACAGACUAUAAUUUGCUUUAUUUCAAAAGACUCCAUUUUCUGUACAUGUGCAUGUGUGCGUGACCGGAGCUUGCUCCAGUGCGCCGUGUGCCAGAUCUGUCCCAAAUCAAGGGUGUUCACUUUUGAUGAAAUAAAACAAGAAUGAUAAUAUUUUUAUAAUGUUUCGUAUUUUAGCAUACUAAAUUAUAAAAACUUAAACGUAAGUUACUUACUGAAUCAUAUUUACUUAUUCGUUAACCUACUUUCAACAAAUAUGAUACUAUAAAUAUAUACAUAUAUAAAUACAUAUAUUUAUUUAUAUAAAUAGGACAGGUGAUCACCCUCUCAGACUCAUCUACACAUCGAUAUCAUUCUAAAGAGCCUAAACUUCACGUUCACUAGAGCGAUGAUCCUAAAAAAUAAAACACGCUGUAUAACAGCCCAACGCACAUCGUGUACACACACGAGCGGCGGCCAUUUUGUUUGAGUAUGUGUGUGUGUGAAUUUUGGAUGCACCUUGAUAAAUAUUGAUUUUCUCUAAUAUUUUGGCUAUUUAUUGAAUAAACCGAUAUAAAUAUGUUUUAUCAAUAAAAUUAUCUUUAUAAAUGAAAUAAAUUAUUUAUUGAUGUUUUUACAUAACAGUGUAGAAAACAGUUUACAAAGUUACGCACCCUUCAGGCAAUUAUCCGGUACAAUUUUAGAUCGAUAAAAACUAGAUUUUUUGUAUUUUUUUAUACUAUUGAUUUAUCACUAUACCUUCAAAAUUGAAUAAAUAACAAGAAAACAUAGUAUUUACUUACCUUUUGACGUUUUUUCCAUACGAAAUCUCUAUUUUAUUACCAACAGUCGCGAGUACAAGGACUGUUCAAGGUACCAAAAUUUGAAUUUCGCGCUACUAGUAAACAAGUGAAGUUUUUGAUUCAAUGAAUGUUGUCGAUGGUUGUUUCAUUCAUAUAGAAUAAAUCACAGGUGAUUUCAUACUCUAUUUCAUGGUAAUUAAUAACUAAAAUCACAAAAAUCGCGAUGAAGUGCUCUUGGGACAGAUCUGUCACUAGGCAGACAAAGGGGGUUGGGACAGAUCUGGCACACGGCAUUCUAGAGGUUAAAUGUAUUGAACAUCAUACUAAAACUAAUGAAGACAACAUUGACUUUUGCACUCAAAAACUGUUUGAAGAAAUUCAAACAUUGCACUUACAUGCCUUCGGCAACCAUUGCAAUUGCAAAAGCCAUUUUUGCCAGACUAACAAGGAAAAUGUUUGUGAUGUACCUACAGAAUUUUUUACAAGUGCACUUUGGCAAAAAAUUUGUUUCAUCGUUAACAGCCUAGCAGGACAUUCACGAAGUUUAGCCCACAACGUGGACAGCAACAUUGUGGAGUGCUUUCACAGCAUUGUGGCGAAAUUUGUGGGUGGAAAACGGGUAAAUUACUCCCUGCGCCGAGGAUAUCAAACUCGCUGUGCUGCAUCCGCAGUCUCAUUUAACGCAAAGAGAAACCCAGUUACCAUUAUGUUAAAAAGAAUUACUGGUAAAAGCCCCAGAGGAAGCUUGAAGAAGCUGGAAGAUAGAAAACGUAGACGAGCUCUGCUAUUAAAGAAAUACUCUUACAAGAAACGGCGCCUGCCAUUCGCAAAUCAAAAAGAAGAAAAAAAAAGCUACGGUGAAAACAGUGAAAGGCCCGAUGUUUCAGAUAGCGUCUUGGAGGACAUGAAAAAUAAUUUUCUCAAUACUAUGAGAAAAACAGAGAGCGAGAGACAUGAUAUUGAGCAAAGGACAAUACUACAGAGCCAGUCUGGUGAAUGGCUAGAAUUCCGCCGAUCGAUGCUGACAGCUUCUAACUUUGGCAAAAUAAUUAAAAUGAGACCAGAUACAAGCUGUGCCAAUACGGUUAAGCAGCUUCUGUACAAAAUUUCCAUUGAUGCAGAAUCCAUUCAACAUGGAAAUGAAAAUGAGAAGACGGCUCUGGAUCAACUGGCGGCUCAAGAGGCGAUUGAUAUAAGACCCUGUGGGCUUUUUAUAGACCCAGAUAUUCCAUAUCUAGGGGCUACUCCGGACGGAUUAUGUGGGGAUGAUAUUAUUGUAGAAGUGAAAUGCCCUAUAACGGCUUUCAAAAUGGGUAUCGAUGAGGCUAUCGCCAAAAAGAAGGUAAAUUUCUGGACCAAAGAUAAAAGCGGCAAAUUAACAAUUAAUAAAUCACACGUUUGGUUCUACCAAAUACAGGGCCAACUGCACGUAACUAGACGUGAAAAAUGUUUAUUCGCGGUGUGGUAUAGUUCAAAAGAACCAUUAAAAAUAGAAUGGAUCGAGAGAGACGAUGAUUUUUUCGAGCAAAACAUGAAGGAAAAAUUAUGUCAAUUUUAUUUAAAUUGCAUUUUACCCGAAUUGCUAGAUCCACGACACACAAGAAGUUUGGAAAUAAGAAAUCCGCAAUAUAUUUUAGACGCAAUUAAAAUGAAAUCCAAUAAAAAAGGGAAAAAAAAACAAAAUAAAAAUAAUCUUGAAAAUGCAAUAUGUGCCUUGGGCACUGAUGAUGACCCUGAUAGUAAAACUAGAGACAGUCCUACCGUUACUGAAACACCCACCUGUUCGAAAUAUUUAGAUUAUGAUGAUGACCCUGAUAGUAAAACUAGAGACAGUCCUACCGUUACUGAAACACCCACCUGUUCGAAAUAUUUAGAUUAUGAUGAUGACCCUGAUAGUAAAACUAGAGACAGUCCUACCGUUACUGAAACACCCACCUGUUCGAAAUAUUUAGAUUAUGAUGAUGACCCUGAUAGUAAAACUAGAGACAGUCCUACCGUUACUGAAACACCCACCUGUUCGAAAUAUUUAGAUUAUGAUAAAAAUUAAAUAAAAAAUACUUGUACAACCUA